Limulus polyphemus (Atlantic horseshoe crab) is the source of this 1442-nucleotide messenger RNA. Its product is annotated as neuronal acetylcholine receptor subunit alpha-7-like. Gene Ontology annotation, cellular component: neuron projection; membrane; synapse. Gene Ontology annotation, molecular function: neurotransmitter receptor activity; transmembrane signaling receptor activity; monoatomic ion channel activity. Bases 148 to 852 code for a protein of 234 amino acids. The transcript has 4 exons. Gene Ontology annotation, biological process: regulation of membrane potential; chemical synaptic transmission; monoatomic ion transmembrane transport. The record is from RefSeq and is a predicted model, not a curated record. NCBI's taxonomy places the organism in Eukaryota, Metazoa, Arthropoda, Merostomata, Xiphosura, Limulidae.
AUUCUAGGCGUGACUGGUAAAAGGAAUGUUAUAUACUACGCUUGCUGUCCGGAGCCAUACGUCGAUAUUACGUUUUACAUCCACAUUCGUCGACGAACUCUUUACUACGGAUUCAACUUAAUCAUUCCUUGCGUGCUCAUUUCGUCAAUGGCUCUUCUAGGGUUCACUCUUCCUCCCGACUCUGGAGAAAAACUCACUUUAGGAGUAACAAUACUACUGUCCCUUAUGGUCUUUCUCCUGCAACUGGCUGAAACAAUGCCACCUACAUCAGACGCUGUCUCUAUAGUAGGUACCUACUUCGCUUGCAUCAUGAUCAUGGUAGCGUUUUCUGUCGUCAUGACAGUGGUUGUUUUAAACUACCACCACAGAAGCCAAGACACGCACGAGAUGCCUAACUACAUAAAGUCUUUAUUUCUUGUUUGGCUUCCGAAGAUUCUUAGAAUGAGACGGUACGGUAAGUACGAACAUAAAAAGAAAAGUCAAGCGGGUAAUAAAAUCAAAGAACUUGAACUCAACGAAAGGUGUUCGCGAAGCCUACUCGCUAACGUUCUGGACAUUGACGAUGACUUGAGACUCCAAAAUAGUACCAGCGGCUACCUACAGGUGUCCUCCAGCGAGGAAACCUCGACAGUUCAUACUUGCGUCAGUGCACAACGAGAACUGAAUUCCAUUUUGAAAGAACUACGGUUUAUAACGAAUCGAAUGAAGGAAGAAGAACAAGCAAACGACAUCGUUGCCGAGUGGAAAUUUGCGGCGAUGGUUAUAGACCGUAUAUGUUUGAUCGCUUUCUCUCUCUUCGCAAUCAUAUCAUCUUGUGUUUGCCUUUUACAAGCGCCUCAUCUUGUGGCCUAACACGACUGAAUUCAUAUUGCAAUGAAAUUUCCCGUCACGAUAUCUUCUUACUAACUGAACUUCGGCGUUUUUUAUAGCGAGAAAGAUAGUACGAUGCUCUCUGCUAGGGGGCCUUCUUUCAUGUUUAAGACCUCAUUAUGAAAGUUUCAAAAUCUCACUAAAAUCCAGGAUACAUUCCCAUUUUUGUGGAAUGAUUAAGCUUAAAAUCCAGGAUACAUUCUAAAUUUUGCGGAAUGAUUAAGCUUAAAAUCCAGGAUAUGGAUUUUAAGCUUAAUCAUUCCGCAAAAUUUAGAAUGUAUCCUGGAUUUUAAGCUUAAUCAUUCCGCAAAAUUUAGAAUGUAUCCUGGAUUUUAAGCUUAAUCAUUCGGCAAAAUUUAGAAUGUAUCCUGGAUUUUAAGCUUAAUCAUUCCGCAAAAUUUAGAAUGUAUCCUGGAUUUAAAGUUUAAUCAUUCCACAAAAUUUAGAAUGUAUCCUGGAUUUAAAGUUUAAUCAUUCCGCAAAAUUUAGAAUGUAUCCUCGAUUUAAAGCUUAGUCAUUCCGCAAAAUUUAGAACGUAUCCUGGAUUUUAAGCUUAAUCAUUCCGCAAAUCU